AUGACAGCCUCCAGCAUGGGAAAUGGACCUGACAAAAACCUCAGCAACACCAAAGAGGACAGGAAGCUCCGUAAGCCGCUGAUAGAGAAGAGGAGGCGGGAGCGAAUCAACUCCAGUCUGGACCAACUGAAGGGGAUCAUGGUGGAUGCUUACAAUCUGGAUCAUUCCAAACUGGAGAAGGCUGAUGUGUUGGAGAUCACAGUUCAGCACAUGGAGGGGCUGCAGAAGGGCCAUGCUGCAGGCAGUGUUGCUGGAUUUGAAUCUCGCCAGCGCUACAGCAGCGGUUAUAUACAGUGCAUGCAUGAGGUUCAUAACCUGCUGCUCAGCUGUCCAGGCAUGGACAAGACUCUGGGCGCCAGGCUCCUCAACCACCUCCUCAAAUCCCUGCCUCAACUCAGCUGCGACACUGCAGCCGCUGGGGGCUCUGGGGACUGUGACAGUCCAGGAGGAGGCAGCAGCAGGAGUCCUGAGAGUCUGAGGGCCGGCGAGAGCUUGAGUGGAGCCACAAGCAACUUUAUUCCCCGCAACUCUGGUGGGAGUGUCCCUGGAAUUGCUGGUUGUGGGGCUGAAAAUGUUCACCCACCCCAGCUCCUGUGCCCGACCUCUUCCACGCCCACUUCGCCUCUUUCCUCCCAAACUAGACCGCCCUUGAGGCCCAGGCGGCUGAAGCUGCACGACGAACUGCAGACAGCCCAUCAGCCUGACAGCUCCAGUGACUUGGCUCCACCCUCUUCUUCCUUGCUUCCUCCCACCUUUCAGCCUGCCUUUCCUGCACAGCCUCCAGUGGCACUGAAUGCUGGGGACUCAAUGUGGAGGCCCUGGUGA
Molecule: messenger RNA, 825 nt
Organism: Myripristis murdjan (pinecone soldierfish)
Lineage: Eukaryota; Metazoa; Chordata; Actinopteri; Holocentriformes; Holocentridae
Gene: her8a
Product: hairy-related 8a
Exons: 4
Coding region: 1-825 (274 amino acids)
Biological process (GO): regulation of DNA-templated transcription
Molecular function (GO): protein dimerization activity; DNA binding
Source: RefSeq, a predicted model, not a curated record